This is a messenger RNA of Cavia porcellus (domestic guinea pig), 704 nucleotides long. RefSeq names its product histone H2B type 2-E-like. Gene Ontology annotation, molecular function: DNA binding; structural constituent of chromatin; protein heterodimerization activity. Gene Ontology annotation, cellular component: nucleosome. NCBI's taxonomy places the organism in Eukaryota, Metazoa, Chordata, Mammalia, Rodentia, Caviidae. The transcript has a single exon. Bases 151 to 531 code for a protein of 126 amino acids. The record is from RefSeq and is a predicted model, not a curated record.
CGCUGAGAACUGGCGAAUCGCAGCGCUGCGCGUCCGAAACCCUCAUUUGCAUGCGGCCUCUAUAAAUAUCCUGGCGUCGCGGAGUGCCCCGCCGGGCUGGCGCGGCGCUUGUCUACUUGUUAGGGGUUAUCCCUGGUGGCUCUUGGCGCCAUGCCGGAGCCGGCCAAGUCCGCUCCGGCUCCCAAGAAGGGCUCCAAAAAGGCUGUCACCAAAGCCCAGAAGAAGGACGGCAAGAAGCGCAAGCGCAGCCGCAAGGAGAGCUACUCCAUCUAUGUGUACAAGGUGCUGAAGCAGGUGCACCCCGACACGGGCAUCUCGUCCAAGGCCAUGGGCAUCACGAACUCCUUCGUCAAUGACAUCUUCGAGCGCAUCGCUGGCGAGGCGUCUCGCCUGGCACACUACAACAAGCGCUCGACCAUCACGUCCCGCGAGAUCCAGACGGCCGUGCGCCUGCUGCUGCCGGGCGAGCUGGCCAAGCACGCCGUGUCGGAGGGCACCAAGGCGGUCACCAAGUACACCAGCUCCAAGUGAGUGCCGUUCGUACUUGGCGCUCCCCGGCCACGCUUUGCAAAGGCUCUUUUCAGAGCCACCCACCUCGUCAAGAGAAAGAGGCUGUCCUCAUGCCGCCUGGGGGACGUCUUUAGGUGCACAAGCCGUGUGGCCUGUCUUUCCCCAUCCGGCCAGUAAAGCUACAGCCCCUCCUA